Messenger RNA from Durusdinium trenchii, 1939 nucleotides. The record is from the annotation of a GenBank genome assembly. NCBI's taxonomy places the organism in Eukaryota, Dinophyceae, Suessiales, Symbiodiniaceae.
GCAAAAGAGCUGGCAGAUCCCCGGCACGGCCCUCGUUCGACGGACGGAUGCGCCUCUCGAUGUGCUCCUAACGGCUUUGCCGGCUCAAGUGUGUGUGGGCCGUUUCUGCGGUGAUCAUGGAGGAUUCAAGCCCAGGUGUCUCGGCGCUGGAGCGGCUGCGGAGCUUCUUGAUUGAGUCCUGUGGGUCCUUGCUGCAAGCAUGGUUAAAGUACUUUGACACCAAUGUGGACUACAGGAUCGACAAGCUGGAGUUCAUGGAGGGCAUGCGACAGCUGAGCUACCCGGCCAGCGAGAUCCCGCAGCUCUUCGCGGAGAUCGACGUGGCCGGGGGCACCGAUCGAUGAACUGGACAAGGAGGACGCCGUCCUGUGGCACAAAUUCCGCGUGUGGUCUGUGCAAACCUUCUACAAUGUCGAGGAUAUGAUCGAGACCUUAGCUGCAGAUCCCGACCGGCCUGCAGUGUGCCAGGCGUGCGAGGUCACCUUCGAUCAGUUUCGUGAAGGCUUGCAAAGGCUCGACUGGAAGGAGGGGGACGAGGGCGUGCUGUUCAAAGCCUUAGACUUCGACGGCGAUGGCCUCGUGAAGCCCAGCGGCUUGAGGUGGCUGGCCAUUGAGCUGAAGCGUCUUCGAAAGAAGAGAGUGGCCAAAGAGAACGCUGCGAAGAAGAAGAUGCCUGGCAUCUCCUGGGAGCUCCUCGAACGACAGUUCCUUGAGUUCCGGGAUGAUCUGCGAAAGAGGUUUGGCAAUGGCAGCUUGGUGCGUGCGUGGCGUGUGUCCUUGUCAGAUACCAUGAUCCUCCCCAAGACGCGCUUCUUGAAGGCCUGUGUCAAGAUGGGCUAUGCCAAGAAGGCCAAAGAGCUCUGGAAGAUCUUGGACAAGGAUGAGAGCGGCUUCGCCUCCAUCGAUGAAUUGGAUCCCAAGGGUGCCCAGGUCUUAGCUCAUUUCAAGAAGUGCUUGGACGAGCGCUUCGCCAGCAUCGCGGAUGCCUUCACCUUUCUGGACCUCGAGGGCACACGGAAGAUCCGCAAGUCCCAGUUCGAGGCUGCCUUGAGGAGGUUGGAGUUCCCCUACUUGGACACAGCGGCGGAGCUCUUCGAAAGCUUGGAUGUGGAUGGGAACCAUUUGUUGGAAGAGGAUGACAUUCAGUUUUUGGAGAAGUGGAGCCCCUCACCGAUCCUCACGGCGCAGCCCAACGUCAAGGCCCGCGAUGAGGUCAAGGAGGCGCUACUGCUGAAGUACGGCCGACCGGUGAAAGCUUGGAGGCAUUUGUUAGAUCGCGAUGGCAGCAACCGCUGCAACUGGCAUGAGUUCCUGAACGCUUGCAAAAUCAUCGGCUUUAAAGGCGACGUGGCCGGCGCCUGGCGGGCCUUCGACGAGGAUUUGUCUGGGUACAUUACGCUGAAGGAGCUGGACCGAGAAGGCUACCGAACCUUGUGGGACUUCAGGACUUGGGCCGUGGACGAGUUUGGCUCAGCCCGGGCCGCCUUCAGCGUCUUCGAUAGCGACAACUCCAACAGCCUCAGCUCGCAGGUUUCAGCCGAGGGCGCUUUAUCCCUGAAGGAGGUGUCCUUCCUGGACGACUGGAUCGAAGACCCUUCCGAGAUCUCCAGCCAGGCGCGUAGGGUUUCCACGAACUGCUUGGUGACUCACCUCCGUGGUGAUCCCUUGCGCCGCGGCGCGCUAACAGGCACCGACGCAAUGGAAGAGAUGCAACAGAAGGUCUUGGCGAUGGAGGAGGCGGAGGAACUCCUCAAGACCUGGAAACGCCCCGUCGAGAGUCCCAUGAAGCUCGUGAAGCUUUGUAGGACUCGGUGGCUAUCCCGAUGUCGACAUCGCACAGGCCUGGUGGUGCUGUGAUCUUGGAUCGACUGGCUGGACCCGACUUUUGUCUGCGCUUCUUCUUGAAGCAGAUGGAGCCCGCCAGCGAGACGAGAUCCAA